Molecule: messenger RNA, 2285 nt
Organism: Klebsormidium nitens
Lineage: Eukaryota; Viridiplantae; Streptophyta; Klebsormidiophyceae; Klebsormidiales; Klebsormidiaceae
Source: the annotation of a GenBank genome assembly
GUCUGGGUUUAGUAGAGAUCUGCUAGCUCAACAGAAAUUUUGAAGCUACCUCGGCCUUUUUUGCAGCCGUCACAGGUGCCAGAAGGGCUUUGAUUUCAGGUCAUCUGCAUUUCUUUUCUUGCUGAUUCCUGCCCAUGACAAGGUCAAAGCCGAUGCCAGCAACCACCGUAGGCACUCCCCAGACCCUGAAAGCACGCAAGGCAGCGGCGGCGCAGCGAGAUCCGGGUGAUCAGCAAGCAACCCUUGUCUCCGAUGCAAAAGAAACCUCCCCAAACCACUUCUCAAGACGGUGCAUCUACGUUUUUCUCAGCAUUUUUGCCCCCUUGCUACUUGCUUUGAUGGCAGCCACUGCAUGCGCGUGCCUCGCCACUCCUUCCAUCAGGGCCAACUUGUGCGGGGGGGCAUUCUUGCAGGCGUCCACUACCCCCCCUUUCUGGAGGGGCCCUGCCAAUCCCUCCUCCAAGAGCUGGAACAUUUCGCUCAACUGGCGGCUCUUCCAGAACCUCCUUUCCCCACCUAACUUGAAAGAUCAGCGAGCUAGCGUAAACUCCAGGAGCCCCAUCAUGGCUUCCUCACAGCCGGCAGCCGGAGCGACGUCAGCAGCAGUCAGUGGUGCAACGAGGCGUGGAUUUUUCGCAGACGUCAGCAAUCUUAUUGAGGAGAACCCAAGCAAGCUGCAUUACGGCGUUGCGGCGGUAAAUUUUGAUGGGGAUGGGCAAGACGAGCUGUUUGUGUGCGGGUUUGGGGGGGCCGAGAAUCAGCUUCUCAAGUGGCGGGACGGAAAGCUCGUGAAUGUUGCUCGAGGGACCCCCCUCGCGGACCCCGAGAGGCAGGCCAUCGGUGUGGCGGCCGGUGACUUUGACGGGGACGGCCAGGAAGAGGUCUACGUGCUUAACACCGACACAUUUGGGGGGCGGAAGAAGCUUACCGACCGGCUCUUCAGCAGGGAUGCGUCAGGGGAGGUGACCGACCUCUUUUCCAUUCCUCGCAACAUGGACGAAGCGAACAUGGUGGCGGGCCGCUCGGUUGCGGCAGUGGACCGUAAAGGGUCGGGCAAGUACGGUUUCUUUGUGGCCAACUACGGGGGAAUCAUGAAGCUGUUCGAAGCCUCGGCCGACGGCUUCGUAGUAGACCAGGCCCGUGCGGCCGGCCUCCAGAUGUACCCGACUGGCGGCCGCGCGCUCGUGUCCGCCCCCAUAGUCAGUCACAGCGCGAUGGACAUCUUCGCUGGAAACGAGGGUGGGCCCAACUUUCUGUUCGUCAACCACAACGGAGUCUACAGCGAGGCCGCGGGAGCUUACGGGUUGAUGGAUACGGAAGAAAACUGCCGCGGCGUCGCGCUUCUCGACGUAGACGGAACCGGCCAGCUAGGCAUUGCCACCGGCAACUGGCAAGGCCCGCACCGACUUUUCUCUCGGGACGGCGGAGGCCCUGUUGGGGGCGCCGCCUCACUGGGUUAUACUGACGGGGAGGCCGGCGGUUUCAAAGACAGGGCCCCGGAGGCAAUGGCCCGGCCGUCUGCGAUUCGGACGGUCAUUGCGGCGGAUUUUGAUAACGAUGGGUACGAGGAGCUGUUCUUCAAUAACAUUGGGAGCGCUAACCGCCUGUUCCGGCAGGAUGGACCCGGCAAUUGGGUCUCGGUUGAUCUGGGCGACGCCGAGGAGCCGGGGGGCCUCGGCACGGGGGCAGCUGUAGCGGACAUUGACGGCGAUGGGCGGCUGGAGUUGCUAGUGUCGCACGGCGAGUUGCGGCCGCAGCCCCUGAGCCUCUUCCGGUCGCCUGAAAACGACAACGCGUGGUUGCGCGUGCGGCCGCUCACUAAACAGGGCGCUCCUGCCCGGGGCGCCACGGUCACGCUCACCGACUCCAACGGCCGGGUGCAAGUCCGGGCGAUCGAUGCCGGAAGCGGGUACUUGUGCCAAAUGGAGCCAGUGGCCCAUUUCGGCUUAGGCGCUCUAAAGGCUGCCGUCGACAUACAAGUGCGGUGGCCCGACGGUUCCACGGUGCAGCUAGACGGUGUCGACCCCUGUCAAGUAAUCAAGGUUCCCCACGUUUGAGAAUAAGUCCUUGAACACCAUUUUCGAUUCAGUAGUCGAGUUGCGGGGCUGCGAGCGAAGCCCAGGUCGUGCGCAUAAUCGGAAUUUAGAGCUCUCUCAUGGAGAGCAUAUUGUCGGGCCACAUUGGGCCGGGGCCAUUGGGUUGACGAGUUGUUUAAAGAUGGAGUCACACCAGGUUCGACUAAUCUCUGUUACGAUCGGCCAAUGCGUCAGACUAAUCGAGCGGUG